AUGACGGAAACUGCAGGUGCAUUAGGCAAUAUUUUCUCUGACAACCACCAGCUUGCCAGAGAUAGAUAUAAUCUGCUCGAGGCCCUGCUCAGGGACAUCCUUCUCCUCGCAGAAACCUUCGCGCUCACACGCGGAGGCUCUUAUAUAUCGGUCAGAGACCUGGUCGAUGCCUACAAGGUCGUGAGGCGUCCUUUUUCCCCCGUCGCAGCCCGCCUCUACACUCGAGAUGUAUUCUUAACGUCGACAGACCAAAGUUACAUAAGUGUGUCUGACUCGUCAGCAAAGUUCUUUUCCCCACCAAAGCUUUCUAUCGACACGUUCUAUUCGUUCUAUAAAGGCCGACAACCUCUUAUACCUCAGAAUCCACCGAUAGCAGACAUAAUCAGCACAUAUGGUCAGUUCACUGAUGGGGCAGGUGCAUCGAAAGAGGCCACCGAAGAAGGACCCUCUCACAAUGUGAGGCAGUCUAACCAAGAAGGCGUAUCGUUAGUCCCCACUAUUACCCCAGAGCUUUCGUUUUUGGUUAAGGAGGUCUUGUACCAUGCAGAAAACAGUACUAAUGAUAACAAGUCAUACAUGCUACGGCGAAUAUCAAAUGCACAGUUUGAGAAAGUGUCCAAUGCCUUGCCCCAACAUUUGAUACUUCUCAUCGAAAGCUCCUAUGAACAAGGGGACCUCACCAAGCUGCUAUCUAACCUCAAAGUCCUGCUGACGCUGAUUCUUCCCUAUGGAACGCACUUCAUUUCUUAUCUUAAUAUCCUCAUACCGCUCAUGAUCAAACUGUCCGCUGUUAACAAUUUGACAAGCGACUUGAACGUGAGCCCAUCAGACACCGACUUUAGUGCCGUCCUAAGCGCAUGCGAAAUGUUUGAACCGUCAGAUAUUGCCAAGUUGAAGGCACUUGCAUUGAAUGCACAGACAACAGAAUCUAGCUCGGAAAAAAGCAAACUAAAUCCCGGUGUUUUGUCAGCACACAAGCGUAGCAUCAUGAUCCGACAACUAUCUGCAUCUAUCCUCAGUCACCUAGCAAUGCUUGCACUAACAUUUGACCCCCACAUUAACGAGAAGAUAGGGUCUGUUCUUAUCAACACAUUCAUUAAGAAUUCUCAUGGCAUCUGCUCUUGGGGGCUUAUCAGCGCACUCACAGCUGUUUCAAGUAACAACUGCAUCGGAUUAUUUAUGGACAAGCUCCUCUCUUGCUCUGAAAGGGACACGCUCGUUGAGAUCUUGAGGAAGCCAUCUUUACAAUACAGUGUGCUGGGUCUUGACGGAGGCUGGACCCUUUUGAAAGAAAGCGUACGCUCAAGGAUAGAGACAAUUCAGGACCUCACCGGGGGCGAGUUUGUAGACGGCACUGUUAAGCUUUUUAAGAUCCCUCUCAGUGCGCUUGUCGAUUUUCUAGGCCCCGAUCUCCUAUCAUAA
Molecule: messenger RNA, 1422 nt
Organism: Giardia duodenalis
Lineage: Eukaryota; Fornicata; Diplomonadida; Hexamitidae
Exons: 1
Coding region: 1-1422 (473 amino acids)
Source: RefSeq, a predicted model, not a curated record